UGCUGCUAAUCUGAGAGUCAGCUAGUCGGACGUUCUACAGACUUCAUUCAAGGAGCAAAGCCGCUUGAAACUCGCAAGUACAGGGCCGCCAUCUGCUGGAGACUUCAUGAGGAAAAAAAAAAUGUUUCUCUCAUUGUUGUUGCUGUAAAUCUGUGGGGUUGAAACCGAAUACAAUUUUUAUAAGAUUCUUCCCAUAUGUGGUAUCCGGUUUGGCUUUUUCUCUGCGAUCCUCGGCCCCCUUUUGGGAUUCGACAGCCGCACGGCACAUGUCAAUGUGAACUGACUGACAAUUCUUUUUGUUUUUUCAUUCUCCCACACCUGUUCUUGGCUGUCACGCAGCACAGAGCCUGACUGCUGCCAUCUCUACCGAGAAACAACAGGCUCUGUGACAAAGGUUGGACGCCGCCGCUGCCCGGGGUCGACCCCAAAUGUCGUGACAGGGAAGGGAUGGAAGAGAGCUAUGAGACAUUUGAAGAGGAGUUAAGGCCACCAAGAGCAGUACCUCCUCCACAGAAGCCUGUUCCACAGAUCCUCAGAACAGAAAUGAGCACUACAAGAAAAUUCAAAGAGGAAAUUCCUACGUUUUCACAACCAGUUAGAGCGGAACCCAAGAUUUUACUCAGGGAGCCGAGCCUCCCCCGAACAACCUUACGUAAAGCUUCGUCCAUCCAGAACUUGACCCAGAUUGAAACGCCCUGGGAGAACGUCACCCUCAACCGCUGUCUGUUUGUGGCCAUCUCCAUCCUGGUGGUGACCUCAGGCUUUCAGAAGCUUCAUGAAAGCCUGCGUGGUCAGAGGGCAGCAGAGGAGGAAGACGUUGGACUGACAGUGAGACGGACCGGCAGACUACGACACAGUAGACCACCACCAGAGCCCGAGACCACACUGUGGGAGGUCAUGUCACAGUGGCUACCAGACCUCGACGAUGAAGAGGACGAGGAGGACGAUGACGCCGAUGAGGGAGGAGGCAAAGUGAAAAAGUCAAAGAGAGGAGCGACAGCACGAGCAUCAAGAGGUCUCCGAAAUAAGCCACCCCCGGACAGAAAAUCCAUCAAACGAAGAGAAGGAACAUUUAAGGAAGGGAGAGCCAAAAAAGAAAUCAAAGACAAGACGUACAGAAACAAGAAGAAGGAACCUGAAGCGGGCCCAGGGGAGGAAGAUGAGGAUGACGGAGAGCCGGAGGAAGAGUCAGGGAGUCAAAGGCUGGAUGGAAAGAAAGAGAAGAGAAAAACUCAAAAGGCAUGAGCGGAUUCUUUGUACUCUAAAAAUGUUGCAUUACCUUUUCUAAACCACUUUCACUAGAAUUGAUUUGAUAACAUUUAUGAAGGUGGUAAUGUUGAAUGCAAUAAUAAUCACCAGUGAGACUCAAAGUAAUGUUGCUGCUUUGCCUAACAGAUGUGCUUCUGUGUAAUGAAACACCUGUAAAGACAUUUGCAUUUCCAUUUCAUUGUAUCUGCCGGCGGCUUACUCUCAACCCUCCAUGACAUCGCUCGAUUCCAGUGAGUUUUGAAAGACCCAAAUCAUUGUAAAAGUUAGCAGUCUGUAUUUUGUAAUCAGAAGGUAUUGAAUAUGGCAAAUUAAAGAUUGUUUGUUUGCUUAUGACUAGUUUAA
Messenger RNA from Gasterosteus aculeatus aculeatus (three-spined stickleback), 1611 nucleotides. RefSeq lists its product as uncharacterized. The record is from RefSeq and is a predicted model, not a curated record. NCBI's taxonomy places the organism in Eukaryota, Metazoa, Chordata, Actinopteri, Perciformes, Gasterosteidae.